AUGAAGCAUACUUUUGUCUCUUCUCCUGCCUCCGGUCAACAGACAGUUACGUCUAUAACCGAAAACCCUCUUCAGGAUGUGUCUCUUUCGAAAAAGGCGGUUGAGUUCAACCAAAAUUCUCGACCUUCACGAGCUAAGCAACUUUUUAACUCAUUGAGGAAUUUCACAUCAGCCAGUGUUACCCCAACAACUUCCCCUAACCGAGCGACAGCAAAUGGGAUGACUUGUCGAAUACCUCGAGCGUGUUGUCGAUAUAGCAGUCCACAAAAGCAACCAGAUUUUAGUAAAUCUCCACAAAUUCGACUCAGUAAAAUUGCAACUAAUGCUGCUACUGUGCCCUUAUUGAAUGAUGGGAAUGUUCAGAUAGUGAGAAGACGAACUGAAUCAGAUGGAUCAUCUGGAAAUAUUGCUCGAUAUGUUUUGGAUAUACGUAACCAGGCAAACUGCGACCAACUUAGUACUACCUCAGGUGCUUCUAGUAUUGCUGAUUCGUUUCAAUCUCCGGAGUUACAAAGAAACCAAACAUCGAAUAAAAUGUCCUCAAUUCCAAAAUCCCUAACAGAAAACAAGCGAAAUACAUCUCUAGUAAAUGGAACAACGUCUUCCCGUAUUCCAAUGGGCCCUGGGAGUAGUGGGACAAUGUCCACAACAGUUGCCGCAGCAACAGCAGCAAGUCAAGGACGAAAGACGCGAAUGGCGGCUGUGGCGCCUGUUUCCGCGGCUCCACCUCAAAAGACCCACAUAACAGGACGUCUGAAUGUCACUUCUCCACCCGCUCAACGAAUAUCUGACUCACUACAGCCACAACAGCAGGCCCAGCCAACGCAGUAUGCUAGUGUACGACGUGCGGAAUUAGCUAAAGUAAUAGGACAAGCAGCUACGGCGUCUAAUGCUGCGGCCCAAGGCCACCAAGGAAACUCCACCUACACUCUUAUUGCAUACCAACCAACCCAAUCAGAUCACCACAGAAACAGUACAAACCAACCGGCGGUCCUCUAUGCGAUUCCUUCCAAUCAUGCAUAUCUUCAGCCUCAUCAGAUUCAACAACUCAUCCAACAGCAGCAACAACAACAACAGCAUUCCACACAGACUGCCUCUGGCGUCGUUGCUCAUACCGCAGUGUUAGUAUCAACUGCGCGUUCUGGUGUCCCACCACACACCCAUGUCCAUGGUACAGGCGGCUCUGAAGCCAUUCACCAGCAGCAAGGACAACAGCAGUCACAACGAAUACCGAUUGCAACUACGACAUCGAUUUCUCAAGGUGGUUUAGCCGGGCAUCGACCUGAAGAACUUGUUUGCACGUGUCCGCCCGAACUUCACCAAGCUCUCAUCGAACAACAGCAACAGCGCCAAAACCAACAACAGCAGCUUAGUUCACAGAACAUUGUUCCAAUCAACCGUGAUCAUUCCACCGUGGUCCAGUUACCAGAUGUUUCACAUGCAACUCAUCGAACUGACCACAAACUCGGUACGUCAGAUGUCAGUCAGUCGCAAUUAGGAGAUCAGCGUUGUUCUCAAAGGGGAACUUCAUCCACUCAAGAAAAUGAUACUGAGUCCCAUGUGAAUUAUCUUGUUACUCUCUUCCAGGUGCUGAAAUCGUCCGGUGUGCGUGAAGAGUCCUUCCUCAAUGCCUUUCGACUCAUGGGACUCAACUCCCAGAUUUCAGGAACCCAAAAAGCCAUCGCUGUGCAAUUCAAGAAUGAACUUCAGAAUGUUCGAGUUGCUCUAUCAGAUUUGAAGCAUGAGUACAUACAGAUGAAGGCCAAAUUCGACAAGGAAAUCCAAGUUUGCGAGAAACAGAUAGCUAUGCAGCUAAAGAAGUAUGAGCGUCGAAAGGGUCUUCAGCAAGCCCACCCCUUCUACGACACAAGAAUACAUAGGGUACGCUCAGACAGACAAAUUCUAGACAAGGCCCUGGCAGCGUACCAAACCACCUGGUCUUCUCUUAUUGGUCAACUAGUUGAUCUUGAAGGGGUAAUUGAGGAGACGGGUAAUGAUGUGCUCAAGGGGCGAUGUCGAAUUACUCUCCAGAUGGUCAGUGCCCUUGAGGACCGUUUGCAAUUGGCUACGUCAGCAAUUGAAUUUUGUUGUGAAAACGAUCCACUUUUGAGAAAAUCGAUUUGGCAACAUGCGGAGAACGAAAUGGACUCUGCCGAGCAAGAAAUAAGAAUUCUGGAGGAACAAUUAGAGCAAUUAGCUGAUCUUCGUGAACGCAGCGCAAGAUUAAAUGGAACGAUUCUGACUUUGAAACGGUUGGCCAAGGUGAAUGCGAAUUCGCGUCAAAAUGACCAACAUCUUCAGCGUCUUCGUUUAAUUAAUGGAAUCUUGAAUCCAAUGGCAGCAGAUAGUGGAAGUGCUGAAAGGAAGAGACUAAUGGCUACUAUCCGACUUCUACAACCUGAUCACGAUGAACGAAUGCGUAGCAUAGAGAUUCAAGAAGCUCUGCGUGAGAGAAGGAAACGUGUCUUCCGUGAUCCACCCGUAUUUAAAGGUCUAGCCAAAGCCCUUCUUCUCAAUGGUAUCCACAUUGCACCAAUAUGGCCAGAGGGAUUUUCUCGUAGAGCACAUCGUAAUACAACUCCCACCCUUGAACCUCCCGAUAUCUCUGCGUUGGCAGAAGAACCGCCGGAAAUUCCCAACACAACAGCGAAUUUACCUCAACCCUUGCGUCUCCCGGUGUCGAAUGUCCUUGUCAGUAGACUCAAAGAUCCCAAUGCUCCAAAGGUGAAGCGAAGUGCACGAGUUAAGUUCAAUAGCCAGGUGUAUGUGGAAGGUGAGGAUCGACCCCUCCCACUUAAUUGUAUUUUGGAGGAGGAUGUUAAUGGAUAUAAUAAAAAAAAAUCCGCUCCAGCCUUACCCAGUCCUGAAGAAACUGUCCCGCCUCCUCCUCCACCUCGACUAACAAGCCAAUCAAAUUUAAAUUUCUCCUCUUUCAACUCGAAUGAUUUCAAAAAUAGUCCGGUUAAAAUGUUGCGAUAUGAAAAUAUGGACAUGUUCUUAAAGAACUGUCAACAAAUGUCCUCACGAGAGAAGAAUGUCAGUCCAACUGCUCAAAAUUGA
Rodentolepis nana is the source of this 3060-nucleotide messenger RNA. The record is from the annotation of a GenBank genome assembly. NCBI's taxonomy places the organism in Eukaryota, Metazoa, Platyhelminthes, Cestoda, Cyclophyllidea, Hymenolepididae.